AUGGAAGAGUUUUUGAGAAAUUCUGGGUUUAGCGAGCCUUUGAUAAAUGCAGUCCAUACUUUAGGAUACAAACACCCAACUGCUGUUCAGUCAGAAUGCAUACCUUUGAUCUUAAAAGGUGAAGAAGUCAAAGCAAAAGCCCCAACUGGCACAGGAAAAACAGCAGCCUUUGCAUUGCCGAUUCUUGAGCUAUUAAGACGAGACCCUUACAGCGUGUUUGCUUUAGUAAUAUCUCCUACAAGAGAGCUUGCAUUACAAAUUAAUGAUCAAUUCAAAGCAUUUGGCUCUAAUAUAAGUGUAAAAACCCAAUGCAUUGUGGGUGGAGUCGACAUUUUAAGGCAAGCACAAGCUUUGACACAAAUAAGACCACAUAUUGUGAUCGGAACUCCUGGAAGACUUAAUACUCUUUUAUCACAGCCGGACAUCCUUGAAAUUUUUUCAAAUUUGCAGUUUCUUGUGCUGGAUGAAUGCGAUUUUUUGGAAGAAAGCCAAAAAGAAGAUCUUGACCAAGUAAAAGCUUUGAUUUCACCAUCAAAAGUCCUGAAUUUUUCAGCUACACUUGACGAAGGGCCUACAUUAGGAGAAAGAGCCAAUAUAAAAGAAUACUUUUUACUAGUCCCUGACGUGGUAAAAGAUAAUUACUUAAUAAAGCUUUUGGAGAGGCAUAGUGAUAUAAAUAUCAUUGUGUUUACACAAACAUGCCCAGAAGCAUUUUUACUGGCUCUCCACUCUGUGACCAUUGGAAAAAUCUCUAUUUUUGAGUAAAAACUACUCGCCAUGACCAAACAAAAAAUUAUUUUAAUAUAUAAAAAUUUUUAUGGAAAAAAUGAUAUAUAAAUGAUAAUUAUUAUAAUGAAAUCUCUAGCUAAUUCUGUUUAAUUUUAAGCAGUUUGCAUUUUAAAACAUAAUUUCACAAAUUAAAUUAAUAUUUGCUUUCAAAUAUUUAAAAAAGAAAUUAACACCUCUUUGCGAGCGAUCAAAAUUUUUUGUCCACCUACAGAGCGGGAGUGAGUAAAACAUUGGAAGAAAUGAAAAUCAGCGUCUUGCCACUGCACUCAUUGAUGUCUCAGCAUGCAAGAGAGGCAAGUCUGCAUCAUUUUAGGUCUGCAAAAGCAGCUGUAUUAGUAGCAACUGAUGUAGCUGCAAGAGGAUUGGAUUUACCUCAAGUGAGGCUUGUAAUAAAUCAUCAUGUCCCUAGAUCCAGUAAAACUUAUCUUCAUAGGAUUGGAAGAACUGGUCGUGCAGGGAGAGGUGGAAUGGCCAUUACCCUCGUAACACAGUUUGAGGUUUCGCUAGUUUUGCAUAUAGAAAAAAAAUUAAACACACAUUUAGAAGAGCUUUACAACGAAGAAGAGAUGAAAAUCCUGGAAGAUGAAGUGGUUAAUACGCUAAAUAAAGUCACAAAUAUAAAAGCAGUGAUUUCACAUAGGGUAAAACGCCCUUCUUUGGAUAACAAAAAGAGAAAAGAGCUGCUGGUGUCAAAGUUAAAGAAAAUUCAGAGACUUUCGAGAAAUACGACUUAA
Messenger RNA from Blepharisma stoltei, 1523 nucleotides. Lineage: Eukaryota; Ciliophora; Heterotrichea; Heterotrichida; Blepharismidae. The record is from the annotation of a GenBank genome assembly.